Messenger RNA from Hydractinia symbiolongicarpus, 2763 nucleotides. RefSeq lists its product as uncharacterized. The transcript is spliced from 4 exons. NCBI's taxonomy places the organism in Eukaryota, Metazoa, Cnidaria, Hydrozoa, Anthoathecata, Hydractiniidae. The coding region runs from base 1 to 2763 and encodes 920 amino acids. The record is from RefSeq and is a predicted model, not a curated record. Gene Ontology annotation, molecular function: catalytic activity.
AUGUCAUCUAACAGGAUUGAAAAUGUGAUUUGCCACAUCUGCAACAAAAUAGCACUUAAUAACUGUAUUCUCUGUGAUUUGUGCAACACAUGGUUACAUGUGUCUUGUCUCAAGAUGACUAAAAGUACUUUCAAUAAGCUUUCUCAGGAUGAAGUCCCAUGGUUUUGUAGACAAUGCAUAUAUAGAACCCUUCCAUGUACAACUCUUACUGAUAUAACAUUGAAUUCUCUAACUUUUAACUCUUGUAUAAGCGAUAAUUUCAAAGAGUGUGAUUUCUGCAACAAAAACAUAAAAUGUGUAAAUUCCACCGUAACCUGCAGCACUGGUAAACACAAAGUCCAUUUAAAGUGUGCAAAUUUAAACAAAACUAAACUUAAAAGCAUUAACAUAAAAAACUGGAUAUGUAGCAAUUGUAACUCCUUUCCUUUUAACGAUAUGGAUAGUGAACAACUUUUUAACCUAAUGUAUAACUCAUCGCUUGAUAAGUAUGACAACUCAUAUCUAAUAAAUAAAAAUCUUGAUGAUUUACUAAACCUCCCUAAAUUAGAGAUUGAACACCCUAAUAAUAUAGGUAGAGAUGAUGCCAGCUCAUCGGUUCUAAAUUUUAACUACUAUAGUCUUGAAGAUUUUCAUAAACUAACACAAUCAAAGCAACUCAAUGCUGCAUUAUCCUUCUUGCACACAAACAUACGAUCUUAUCAAAAAAACAUUUCUAAUUUGUGUGAUCUAGUUCAUACUCUAGAAUACAAAUUCGACAUCAUUGGCCUAUCAGAGGCAUGGCACUCCUCAGGUAAGGAAAUUAAUUCAAUAACACUAUCAGGUUAUCACCCAUAUGAAUUUAUCAGUGGAAAUUCUCAAAAUGCAGGAUGUGGUUUUUAUAUUAAUUCUGAACUCAAAUAUAUAGUAAGAGAUGAUCUUUCAGGAGUAGUUAACGAGAGUAAUGAGGAAUUCGAAAUAUUGUUUAUUGAGAUUUUUAAUGAUCACUCCAAAAAUAUAUUGGUAGGAGUAAUAUACAGGCACCCUAAAUGUAACACUACAGAGUUUCUGGCCCAUAUGCAAAAGUUACUUUUCUCUAUAAACAAAGAAAAUAAAAAAAUAGUAAUCAUGGGAGACUUUAACAUCAACCUUCUCCAAUUCGAAGAACAUCAAGAGCCAAAUUCAUUUUUGGAAAUAAUGUUGAGUAAUUUUUUACUUCCACACAUUAUACAACCUACUAGAAUAGCUAAAAGUUGUAAAUACACAUUAAUUGAUAACAUUUUUUACAAUGAUAUUUUAGAUGAAUGCAUCAGUGGAAACCUUAUUCCACAUAUAACAGACCACUUACCAAAUUUUUUAGCCAUUGAAGACAUUCAUACGAGUCGCGUGAAGAACAACAAAAAGGUAAGAGAUUAUACAAAAUUCAAUACAGAGGAAUUUCGAAAUGAACUUAUGGGUAUAAAUAAAAAACAAGAAUUAACUUCAAUGGAUGAUGUAAACCUAAUGUAUAAUGUAUUUCAUGAUAACUUGACAACUGUAAUAGAUAAACAUGCACCAUUGAAACCAAUGUCAAAAACUCAAUUGAAAAGAUCUGUAAAACCAUGGAUAAAUGAUCACAUGCUACUUAUGAUAAAAGAAAAGAAUCAACUCUAUGGUAUGUUUAUGAGAAGUGGCAAUAGGAACAAAAAUCAAAACACACCAACUGCUAUAAAGCAAGAUGGUAAAACAUUCACUGAUCCAAAAGACAUUGCCUCUUUGAUGAACUUAUAUUAUGCAAAUGUGGCUCCAGAAUUGGUCAAAAAAUUACCAAAAAUUUCUCCACAAGAGGUGGAAGACCACUUAUCUAAGUUGGAUCACACUAAAGCAGUUGAUGUAUAUAAUUUCCCUAUAAAAUUCAUAAAACAAAAUUGUGAUCUCCUAUCUGAACCAUUAUCUAUUAUCAUUAAUAAAUCAUUCUCUGAAGGUGUGUUUCCAGACGCAUUGAAAUAUGCAAAAGUGAUUCCUUUGUUUAAAAAUGGGACAAGGCAUGAAGCAAAAAACUAUAGACCGGUAUCGAUUCUUCCGUUAUUUGACAAAAUAAUUGAAAAAAUUAUGCAUAAAAAACUAAUGACUUUCUUGGAUCAAUACAAAAUAAUAUCUCCUUCGCAAUAUGGAUUUCAAAAAGGCAUUCGACACAGUAAACCAUACUAUACUACUAAAAAACUAGAACACUAUGGAAUUCGUGGAAUAGCUAAUAAAUGGUUCAAGUCAUAUCUAUCUGGACGGACACAAAGUGUAUCAGUUUCUAACAUUCUGUCAAGUGCAUUACAUAUUAGUUGUGGAGUUCCACAAGGUUCAAUCUUAGGACCAAUAUUAUUCUUACUUUACAUAAAUGACAUCUCUAAUGCUUCCCCUUCUUUUAAAUACACACUAUUUGCAGAUGAUACUAGUUUAUUUAUUGAUAGUAACAACAAACAAGAAUUAUUUAAAAAAACUAAUAACGAGCUAACUUCUGUCUGUGAUUGGCUUAUUGCAAAUGCUUUGAGCCUGAAUGUUACCAAAUCUAACUACUUAUUUUUUAGCAAAGAAAAACAUGUCGAUAUCCCGGAGAUCAAGUUACUAGGAAAGAACCUGACUCGUAAGAAUUCUGUCAAGUAUUUGGGAAUAAUAAUAGAUGACGAACUUUCCUGGGAUAAUCAUAUACAAUCUGUUUUAAGUAGAAUUUUACAAGGUAUUGGUAUCCUAAGGCGUCUCGGUCCUAUUCUUCCAUGCAAAUCUUUACUUUCCAUAUACUAUAGUUUAGUUUAA